UUUGAUUUAUAAUCAUCAUCAUCAUCAUCAUCAUUGUUUGCCAAUGUAAUUCUGAUUUUUUGUCAAGUGAAACGCGACAUUUUUUGUUUUCUUUCCGUUUUCUCUAUGUAUUGUUCGAGGAGCCAUCAAAUCAUUGAUCAAUAGAACAAAUUUAAUUUAAAAUUUGCUGCAAUAAUAAAUCCAUUGAAAAGAAUUUUCGUGCAAACAAAACAAAACAAAAACAAUGAUUUUAUUGGAAUUCAAUAAUCGAAUAAUUGAAGAUGUUCUUCGUUUGAAAAUUUCUGAAUAUGAGAAAAACAAUAAAGCCGAUUCCGUAGAGGUAAAAGUUGCCGAUUUCGAUGGUGUACUGUAUCAUAUUUCCAAUCCGUGUUUGGAUAAAACGAAAAUUCGUAUCAGUAUUUCAUUGAAAUUCUAUAAAGAAUUACAACAACAUGGUGCAGAUGAUCUAUUGAAACGUGAAUAUGGUGAUUUUUUGUUGAAACCACCGGAAAAUGGUUAUAAUGUUACAUUAUUAUAUGAUCUGAAUAAUUUACCAACGGAUAAAGAAUCAUUGAUAGAGAAGGCAUCAUUAUUGAAACGUAAUUGUUUUGCAUCGGUAUUUGAAAAAUAUUUUGAAUUCCAAGAAAACGAUAUACAAGACACAAAACGUGCUGUUAUCCAUUAUCGUGAUGAUGAAACAAUGUAUGUUGAAUCACAAAUAGAUCGUGUAACGGUCAUAUUCAGUACAACAUUCAAAGAUGAAGAUGAUAUUGUUCUUGGCAAAGUAUUUAUGCAAGAAUUUAAAGAAGGUAGAAAAGCAUCACAUACAGCACCACAGGUAUUAUUUUCACAUCGUGAACCACCACGUGAACUACAGGAUACGGAUGCACGUGUUGGCAAUAAUAUUGGUUAUAUUACAUUUGUACUAUUUCCACGUCAUACAUGUAAAUCGAAUCGAGAUAAUACGAUUAAUUUAAUACACACAUUUCGUGAUUAUCUUCAUUAUCAUAUAAAAUGUUCAAAAGCAUACAUUCAUUCACGUAUGCGUGCAAAAACAUCGGAUUUUCUUAAAGUAUUGAAUCGUGCACGUCCAGAAAAGAUUGAAAAAGAAAAACGAAAUAUUAAGGGAAAAAUCAUGAACAUCCGUUAACCAAACAACAUGUGGAAUAUCAAAUGAAAUGAUGGCAUGAAAAUGGUAACAGCAAUAA
This is a messenger RNA of Dermatophagoides farinae (American house dust mite), 1187 nucleotides long. RefSeq names its product Actin-related protein 2/3 complex, subunit 2 (gene Arpc2). Gene Ontology annotation, molecular function: structural constituent of cytoskeleton; actin filament binding. Lineage: Eukaryota; Metazoa; Arthropoda; Arachnida; Sarcoptiformes; Pyroglyphidae. Gene Ontology annotation, biological process: Arp2/3 complex-mediated actin nucleation; actin filament polymerization. Gene Ontology annotation, cellular component: Arp2/3 protein complex; actin cytoskeleton. The record is from RefSeq and is a predicted model, not a curated record.